Messenger RNA from Ipomoea nil (Japanese morning glory), 3314 nucleotides. RefSeq lists its product as uncharacterized. Bases 286 to 2652 code for a protein of 788 amino acids. NCBI's taxonomy places the organism in Eukaryota, Viridiplantae, Streptophyta, Magnoliopsida, Solanales, Convolvulaceae. The record is from RefSeq and is a predicted model, not a curated record. The transcript has 6 exons.
AAAAUCCCAUUUCCCCUUGUCACUUCUCACUUUCUGCCAUCACACACUCACAGCUUCUCUCUUUCUCUUCCCUUCUUCAACCUUCAGUAGUUCAGUCCUUCACUUCGUCGCAGCACCGCCAGCAGCCCAGCAUGUCCAUCGCAGGCUCACAGCUCGUCCGUCGCAGGCUCGAAGCUAGUCUGUCGCAGCCAAAAAUCCGUCGCAGCCACUCUGUCGUAGUACUCUCCCAUUCUUGAGGAACAAAGACUUGCUGUGUAGAAGCUAGUAUCAUCGCAAAAUUGAGUAAUGGCUUCAACAAGAAAACGGAAGAUCCGCAAAGAUUCUCGGAGACAAACCCUGAAUUCUGCUUCGGAUUCAAAUUAUUCUCGAUCACUCCAGAGGCUGCUCUCCGCAAUCAAAACUCUUGAGGGCAUAAAAUCACCCAUCUUGAAGAGUUUGUAUUGUUUACUUGUCCAUAUGUCCACAGAUUCCCUCAGCAAAGUUGAUGUGAAUGAUCUACGAGUGAUUUCUGACAUUUUAUUCAAAGAACUAUCGUUGAGGUUUAACAGUAUAUUCUCUUCUCUAUAUGAUGUUUGUACAAGCAAGGAUCUUGGACAAGGUAGCAUACAUGUGAAUUGUACAGUUGAAGUACUAGUCUUGCUGUUAAGGAGUAGUAUGGCUAUUCUGGAAUUGCAUAUAUAUGAUCAUAACGUUGUUUUGGAAAAAGGCGGGAUUCUUUUGAAGAUACUUUGUAAGUUGUGUUCCCUAAACUUACCAAAGAGAAAAGACAGGAAAGAUAUUAGUUUGCAGAACUCAGUUUUUCAUGCGUGCACAUAUGAUGAUGAUGACUUCAGAACCACUUCAAGAGAGGAACUUGUUGCUUCGCUUCAUUUGUAUGAGCCACCUAAUCUUCAAACUUCAUUUGCAAUUGCUAUGUUGGAGGUAUUUCUUGAUGAGCUUCUGGUGCAUGGCAAAUUACGUGCAAUAUUUAGGCUGAUUGACUUAUUUUCCUCUACUAGUGAAACCUUGUUUAUACCUCAGUCCACUCAGAAAGAUAUUAGUUCAAAGAAACGUCAGAGUGAUAUUGGAUUCCUUAUGGAACUUGUUUCCACUUGCUUUCUCCUAUCAUUUUCUGGUGAAAAUGCAAUUGAAGAAUUUCUUUAUAGACUUUUCCGAGCACAGAGGAAGGGCUUCAAAUUCUUUAUAACUCCAGAAGUGAGUCUGACUGCGGCCAUAUCAUUGCUUCUCAAUCCAAUUGUUUUUUCUGCCCCAAAAAUUGUGCAAGCAUACGUGGUUUCAUCUGUAUCUGAAGCCAUGAGUGGUUUGAUGGAUGUUCAAAACCUGAAACCAAACUGUAAACUUCUUGACUGCUUUCUCUCAGUGUUUGAAAAAUCAGUCAAUAUGUAUAUGAAACUUAUAUCCUUUGUACAGAUCAAUGGUGACUGUCCAAGUAAAUGUACGUCUUUCGUCAACUCAAGCACAUAUAGAGGGAACUUUCCUCCACCUUUUGAAUCUUAUAUAUUGCCAAGCACACAGGAGAAGAUAAACUCUCUGAUUAAAAGGUUUGAGCGUUCAUCAGAUUCAUUCUUAGGCAACCAUUUCUUUGAACUGAAAUCUGACAUGACCAGUUCGUGUAUUGCAUAUGUGAAGGAUUGCCAAUAUCUUCUGGACCAAUCAUGCAAAGAUGAUGUAUUCUCAAUUAUAAGUUGUCUGAUUUUAAGAGCAUCAGUGAGCUUUGAUGAAACUGUAAAACCUGCAAUCAAGGGUAUGGACCUUCAGGCUAUAUGUCUCCUAGUUUCUGUAUUGAAGUUAAUGGGCACUUCUUUGCUGCGUGCUAUAUCAUAUCUCCGGAAUGGUGAAAGUUAUGGCUCUUUCAAAACCUUGAAAGACUACUCAUUGUGUAAGGAGUACAUGUCUAUUUUGGGUUCAAUUAGCUGUUUUAGUGAAUCCAAAAUACACUUUCCAGUCCAACAGUUCUUAAGUAACAUAAUGGAGACGAAUUCCAUCAAGCACAAGGAUUUCAUGGUGAUGCUUCUGCAUUUUUCAGGCAUGCUUGCAUUUAGUUUUUUAACGAGGAUUGGUUGCUUAGCAAAUGGGUGCUUGUUAACUAUCACUGCUCUGGUGAAUUUGUUUGUACUUGAAGAGGGUUAUUUAGAUGAGUUGAGGUCAUUAAUUGUUUGUGGCUCAGACUCCGAUUCCUCUGCAUUACCCCUGGUCAGAAUCCAAGAGGCAGUAAUGGACCAGAGGCCUAGCAUAAUGGUUGCAUCAAAAUUUCAAAAUAUACAGAAUCUGUACUUGAGCAAGUCAAAGACUACGGUAAAGUAUUGUGGCAAUGUGGAAGAUGGAUGGGCAGAGAGUUCAUCAUCAAGUGCUUCUUGUUUAUUUGACAAAGAAGAAGAAAUGGUGAGUGUUGAAGAGGAAACGUUGAAUGGUGAGAUCUUUCUGAGGUGCGUGGAACCCAACGCAAAAAAAGACUCUGAUUUUGGUGAGUUAGCUGAUUUUAUUGAGUGCAAACAAGGGAAGGACUAUGCAGAGUGGCUACAGGAUAGAGAAAAAUAUAGAAAAUGGAAAUCUAAAAGGACAGCAAUGUUAAGAUGGAAGAGAAAGAGAAAGACUUGGAAAGUUUGGAAAGGGAAAAGUAGUACUGGGUUAAUGGUUUCUGAAUUUCCAUGAGAAAAUUAUUCAUCCUUAAAGUGGUGCAAUGCAGAGAUGUUGGAUAUCAACACUCCAAAUGCUCAGGGAAUGGAAGGACAUAUGUAUGGAGUGGGGUGGGGUUGAUGCUACUUCAAGAGCACCACAGACAACUCACAAGAGAAGAGAGAACUUGGUUUAUUGGGAAAAUUUUCUUCUACAUUUGGGUGGGUGUCUUCUUUUUCUUAUUCCACUUUCAGGGAAAGGAAAAGGAAAAGUUGUUCUCACUCGGCUAGCUCAAUUUGUUUGACUGAUCACUUUAAAAUUUUAUUUUAGUAACAAUGUCGGGGUUUGAAUUCUUUGAAACUCUUAGAGUUAUUGGGAGAACUUUAUUGAUCAGAGGUGAUAAAAACUCUUUGUGCAUAGAGUGUACCAGUACCGGAUGGGAGCCGUUAUCAUUCUUGCUGAGUUGCUUCCUACUUGAGUUUUGACAUACUUUUAAUGAGAUUAUAUCUUAGAUAUCUUAGACCUUGUAGUCUUUUCUCUCAAGUAUUUUAAAUGUUAUCUUCAAUGAUUUUUCAAGAAAAUUUUUUUCCAAUGGGGGCAUUGACUCUUUGUUCUUUAAUAGGUUAAGAAAGUAUGUAUGGACCGAUACUUCAUUGUAACAGAGUUAGAAGUACCAAUUUUAUUUUAUUUUUAGUUUU